This is a messenger RNA of Akanthomyces muscarius, 714 nucleotides long. RefSeq lists its product as uncharacterized. The record is from RefSeq and is a predicted model, not a curated record. Lineage: Eukaryota; Fungi; Ascomycota; Sordariomycetes; Hypocreales; Cordycipitaceae. The transcript has 6 exons. The coding region runs from base 1 to 714 and encodes 237 amino acids.
AUGCUGUACAACCCGACGUCGCUUCUAUACAUUUACACUACAAAUACACACAUCUGCAUCGCAACCUGCAUUUGCACUCUUCAGCCAACCAUGACAUCGCCUCCGCCGGCGUCAUCUCUUGGCAUGCAUCUGCAUCCGUCUUCCCCUAGACUGAUACAUGUCAAGAGAGCUCCGGGUCCCCUUUUACUUACACAAGUCCCUGCACCAACAGCCAUCCCGACGACCCACCCCUCGGUGCUGCAGAGCCAAGUUCGGGUCCCGACCCCAGCAUCCCGAGCUUCUGGUGCUCAACACUCGCGCUGUCCUCGCUUCCAUCGUCAUCGUCCCCGCCAGAAUGCGGCCGCGACGACGGAAUCGCCGCGUGGAGGGAGACGACGCCAUUGGCCCGCCUACUCGCCCACCACCGCCGCGCCGAGGAUGCGCAAGAGGAGUCUGCGCAAGCGCCUGCCGGUGCGCAGAACACGUCCGCUACGUCUGCUCGUGAGCCGACACGUCGAGCAGCCGUCGACCAAGGAGCCUCGUUGGAGCGGCGAGGAGAGAAUGGCGGGCAGCAGGAACAAAGGAGUGACGAGAAGGGAAGACGAGCGGGGGAUAGAACAGGGACGGCCAGGAGGUAGCGCGCGUGUCUUGCCAACGCUGAGCCAGUCUCGCAGGAUUGAUGGCGCGAGUUGUCAUUUUACGACGUGUACAUGUCACAGGGGGGGCGGCGUCUAG